Messenger RNA from Asparagus officinalis (garden asparagus), 2666 nucleotides. RefSeq names its product probable linoleate 9S-lipoxygenase 5. The record is from RefSeq and is a predicted model, not a curated record. The transcript has 9 exons. Bases 1 to 2613 code for a protein of 870 amino acids. Gene Ontology annotation, biological process: lipid oxidation. Gene Ontology annotation, molecular function: protein binding; oxidoreductase activity, acting on single donors with incorporation of molecular oxygen, incorporation of two atoms of oxygen; metal ion binding. NCBI's taxonomy places the organism in Eukaryota, Viridiplantae, Streptophyta, Magnoliopsida, Asparagales, Asparagaceae.
AUGAAGAUGUUCUCUAACUUCUAUCUCCUUGUUCAUCUUCUUAUUUUUCUCCUCCCUCCUCUUUUUUUGUAUCUCAGCUACUACAAGAGGAGAUCACAUUAUCUUAGCAAUAAAGAUGGUGUUAAGUUUAAGGGAACUGUGGUGUUAAUGAAGAAGCACGUAUUGGAUAUGACCAAUAUUCGUGCCUCGAUAGUGGACAGAAUUUAUGAAGUUUUUGGGAGGAGGGUCUCAUUUCAGCUUGUUAGCGCCACUGUGGGAGAUCCAAAUGACAGGGACAUGGGGAAAGUCGGAGAGCCAGCGUACAUCGAAGGAUGGAUCACAAGGAUAGGGUCUCUGUACGCCGAUGAGAUUCAGUUCACGGUCAACUUCAAUUGGGACGAGAAAACCCUGGGGCUCCCCGGAGCUGUCAUCGUUAAAAAUCAUCACAGAUACGAGUUCCUCUUAAAGAGGGUCACGGUGGAGGGUAUACCCGGCAAGGGUCGGAUGCAUUUUGUGUGCAACUCGUGGGUCUACCCGGCGUACAAAUACUCGUACGACAGGAUUUUCUUCGCCAAUGACACUUAUCUACCAAGCAGGACACCGAAGCCAUUAAUACCGUACAGAGAAGAUGAGCUCAGAGUUCUGAGAGGAAAUGGAGCCUAUGGGAAGCUACAGGAGCAUGAUAGAGUUUAUGAUUAUGAUGUGUACAAUGAUCUCGGCGAUCCAUCAAAAGGCGAAGAAUAUGAACGACCGGUUCUCGGAGGUUCUAGAGAGUCUCCUUAUCCACGACGAGGCCGAACCGGACGUCCCUUAACGAAUGGUGACUAUCUACCGUGUGACGAGUAUUUUGGACACCUUAAGUAUUCAGACUUCAUUGCAUCUAAACUCAAGGCAGAUAAAGCCAGCUCAGUGAAGGGCAAAGGAGAGGAAGAGUUCGGUUCGUUCAAAGACGUAAUGGAUCUUUACAAAGGAUCCAUGGAGAUGCCUAGUUUUAUCUCAAAGAUUAUAGAUUGGAUCCCCUUUGAGACGAUCAAGGAGCUUUUGAGAACAGAUGGAGAUCAGAAAUUGUUCGCUUUUCCACUGCCUCAAGUUAUUAGCAAAGAUGAUGAUAAACCUGCUCUGUGGUCAACGGACAAAGAAUUUGCGCGGCAAAUGAUCGCCGGUCUCCAUCCGGUACUAAUUCGUGCUGCCAAGGAGGAAGAAAUACGAGAGUUCAAUAAACAGCCAGAGAGAGUUUCAAAUCAGACGGAGGCAAGCGACGAUGAAGAUGAAAAUGAGGACGGAUGGGUAAUUCCACCUACCAAAGAAAAAGAGGAGGGAGAUGAUAACAAGAGGUUCUUCAUAUUGGAUCAUUCCUACCUUAAAGAGUACCAAAGGAAAAUAUAUGAUCUUACUACCAACAAAGUAUAUGCCUCAAAAACACUAGUGUACUUGGAGAAAGAUGGAACAUUGAGUCCGAGAGGGAUAAUGUUAAUAGAUGCAGUUGGAGAAGAUGAAUAUGUAAAGAGAUUUUAUUACCCUGCAGAGGAUGGGGUCAAUGGAGCUCUAUGGAGGAUAGCGAAGGCAUUCGUAGCAGUGAACGACUCGGGCCAUCAUCAACUUGUUAGCCACUGGCUUUACACGCAUGCAGCAAUUGAACCCUUUGUUAUAGCGACAAACAGACAGCUCAGUGUUAUGCACCCGAUCUACAAGUUGCUGAGCCCUCACUAUAGAGACACCAUGAACAUGAACUCCUUGGCUCGCCAGCUCCUCAUACACGCAAAUGGACCCGUAGAGAGAAACUUCUUUCCCGGAAAAUUCGCAAUGAGUUUGACAUCAGAGAUUUAUAAAAGCUGGAACCUCAUGGAUCAUGCACUCCCAACUGAUCUCUGCAAAAGGGGCGUAGCAGCAAUGGAAAACAACAAAACCCUCCGUCUCCUAAUUUCUGACUACCCCUACGCAGUCGACGGCCUUGAGAUCUACUGUGCCAUCCAAAACUAUGUCUCCUCCUACUCCUCCCUCUACUACACCACUGACAUCUCCCUCCAAUGUGACGUAGAGCUCCAGACCUGGUGGACCGAGCUCCGCGAACUUGGCCACGGGGACCUCAAACACGAAACCUGGUGGCCCAACAUGCAAACCCUAUCAUCCCUAACCGAAGUUUGUACAAUCCUCAUCUGGCUUGCCUCUGCCUACCAUGCCUCCCUCAACUUCGGCCAGUAUGCAUAUGCUGGCUUUGUCCCAAACCGACCCACAUUCAUUCGACAUCCAAUGCCAGAUCCUAAAGAGUAUGAUGAGAUUGAAAAUGACCCUGAGGGGUUGUUACUUAAGAGUAUAACGAGCAAGGCACAAGCAUUAACGGUUAUGUCAGUGUUAGAGAUUUUGUCGAUGCACUCGAGUGAUGAGGUUUAUAUUGGGCAGAGGGAGGAUAAGGAGUGGACAUCGGAUCGAAGGGCAGUGGAGGUUUUUGAGAGGUUUAGAGAGGAGCUGGUGAGGAUUGAGAAGAGGAUCGAGGAGAGGAAUAAGGAUGAGAGGUUGAAGAAUAGGAUAGGGGAGGUUGGUGUUGCUUAUACUUUGCUCUAUCCGAGUACUUCAGAUUUUAGGAGGGUUGCGGGGAUUAGUGGAAGAGGGGUUCCUAAUAGUGUGUCUGUCUGAGAUUUUGGGUGAUUUUACAGAGUUAGUGUUAAGAGGGAUUUUGUUGUUUUGUA